This is a messenger RNA of Daldinia caldariorum, 2333 nucleotides long. RefSeq lists its product as uncharacterized. Lineage: Eukaryota; Fungi; Ascomycota; Sordariomycetes; Xylariales; Hypoxylaceae. Gene Ontology annotation, molecular function: RNA binding. The record is from RefSeq and is a predicted model, not a curated record. The transcript has 5 exons. The coding region runs from base 314 to 1744 and encodes 476 amino acids.
GCGCGACCAUUGUAUUCAAGGAAGAAAAGGGAAUCCGUGGCAACGGGAUCCGAUCUUCAAUACCCCACCUUUUUCUCACCUCUCUUUUUUUUUUGUUCACGAACUCAAUUAAACGAAGCUACGACAAUUUCCCACGUCGAUAAGAAUUAGGAGACCUUUUUAAUCCAGAAAACCGAAAAUACGCACCCCGCCAUCUUUUCGCAAAUCAGCUUUUCGCCUGCUUAUUUUCCGUCGCAUCGCAGCAACGAAUUAAUUUUGCAAAACAAUCUCAUCCACAUCUUACAACAUCAUUUCAGUUAAUUGUUAGUUUGCAAUGGCUGAUACUUCUGCCAAUUCUCAGCUACCUCCCCCGCCGCAGCCUAAUGCUGGCGCGCCUGGAUUUGACAACCAAAAUGGCCAGGCUAAUCCUACCCACAUGCCUCCGCCGCCUCUCCACAUCCCGCCGAAUACCAAUCCCAUCCCUACAGCCAUCACCUCUCCUAUGUCUGCUGUCGACAAGGGAGGAGUUAUGUCUCCUAACAGUGGAGGCCCCUUCCCGCGACGUGCGGCUCCCGAACCUAACAAGCGCGCCUUGUAUGUAGGUGGUCUUGACCCUCGCGUGACAGAGGACGUCCUGCGCCAGAUCUUUGAGACUACCGGGCAUGUUCAGAAUGUUAAGAUAAUUCCAGACAAGAACGGAUACAACUAUGGUUUUGUCGAAUACGAUGACCCCGGUGCAGCUGAACGUGCUAUGCAGACAUUAAAUGGUCGACGUGUCCACCAAGCUGAGAUUAGAGUCAAUUGGGCCUAUCAGUCCAAUACUACCAACAAGGAGGACACAUCGGGCCACUUCCACAUUUUCGUUGGUGACUUAUCCAAUGAAGUCAACGAUGAAGUUCUAUUGCAAGCCUUUUCGGCGUUUGGAACCAUCUCGGAAGCCCGUGUUAUGUGGGACAUGAAGACUGGACGUUCUCGCGGCUAUGGCUUUGUCGCUUUCCGAGACCGUGCGGAUGCUGAGAAGGCCUUGAGUUCGAUGGACGGAGAGUGGCUGGGCUCUCGUGCAAUUCGAUGCAACUGGGCCAACCAGAAAGGGCAGCCUUCAAUGGCUCAACAGCAGGCGAUGCAGGCUAUGGGCAUGACACCUACUACCCCCUAUGGUCACCACCAUUUCCCUACCCAUGGAAUUCAGAGCUACGAUAUGAUCGUCAAUCAGACACCAGCUUGGCAGACAACCUGUUAUGUUGGCAAUCUGACCCCAUACACCACCCAAAACGAUGUCGUGCCCCUUUUCCAGAACUUUGGUUACGUUACGGAAUCCCGAUUCCAAGCCGAUCGAGGUUUUGCAUUCAUCAAGAUGGACACCCACGAGAAUGCCGCGAUGGCCAUCUGCCAAUUAAACGGAUACAAUGUCAACGGUCGACCUCUAAAGUGCAGUUGGGGUAAGGACAAAACCCCCAAUGCCCAAGGGGGCUUCGAUCCUUCACAACAGGCAUUUAGCCCUCAGAGCGCUCAGGCGUCUGCAUACCCAGGUACGCCCUCGACAUUUUUCCCACAGUAUGGAGCAGGUCAGUAUGGUGGUCAGCAGCAACCCUACGGUGGACCGCCAGCCCAGUCGCCUGCCGGUUAUGGAGCGCAGCCCAUGGGUUAUGGCGGUCCGCCGAGCGCGGGGGGUUACGGACGCGGUCAACAGCCGCCUAACCAGCCGUGGACGCAACCACCACCUACCCAGAGUUUCAACAGUGGAUAUCCUGGAUACCAGGGUUAGUUGGUCCUAAGGAGGGGGUUGAUUUUUUCUUUGGUGGAGCGUCUGGUUAACAAGUUCCCUUCUCGGAUGUGCACGCCACUUACAUUCCCCCCUAUUCUAAGUCUGGUUGCUCAGUAGAUGAAUGCACGUUUUUGAGCAUGGACCCUCUAGGUAUUUUCGAUGGAACGCAAGCCACACCUAUUGUGGAUUUUUCUCUUUAGAUGACGCAUUCCAGUUUUUUGCUUGUUACUUUCUACUUUUUAACAUUUUCUCUCUUUUGCUAUUUUUGUGGUUGUGAUUCUAGCUCGGAUUCUUGAAAGUCUAGGGCACUGUUUGUUGUUUGGUUCCGUUCCUAAAAAGAAAGAAGUUUCUGGCAUUUCCUUAAACGCUUUUUUGAUACCUCCGAGCAUUUAUUGAUACCGGCGCAACGAUUUUCCCGCGUUGAGCCUGACGAAGUCACGGCGCUAUUAUUCUUCUCUUAACCCCCCCCUUUUUUUCAGGCUGUGGAAGCUGGCUUCUUGAUGGCCCACAAGGGACCAAAUUCUUCUCUCUUCUCUUUUGACCAGGAAAAAAAAGGUGACGUAGAGGUUUGUUAUUGUUACGAUACCUC